Messenger RNA from Saprolegnia diclina VS20, 637 nucleotides. RefSeq lists its product as hypothetical. The record is from RefSeq and is a predicted model, not a curated record. Bases 89 to 403 code for a protein of 104 amino acids. Lineage: Eukaryota; Oomycota; Saprolegniomycetes; Saprolegniales; Saprolegniaceae. The transcript has a single exon.
GCGGGGGCGCAUGUCGCGAAGGAAUCAUCUUGUUCUGUGCGACGUCUGAUAUAUCAAGCGGGUCGCUCACUUGGGAAUUUGCGGCGUCAUGGAGUCGAGUCAUCCGUGCUUGUACCGCAACAAGGUCUGCCUCCUCCCGCGCGCCGUCAAGAAGAACGGACAGCUCCACAGCCUCUGCGAGUUCCACCGCGUCAAGGCGAAUCUCAACCAGCGCCGCCUCGAGAAGAAGAAAAAGUCGACGAGCCGCCCGCCCGAAACCCACAGAUCGGGCUGCAAAGAGCUCUGGGUCGACCCUGUCGCCUCGAGCGACGACGACGACUGCGACGAUUUCGACGACAGCCAGGACGCCGACCACGUCAUUUGGGCCGAGCCCAUCAAGCUGCCCGUGCCCUCGUCUUCCUAGUCGCACCGUCGUAUAACCUAUUUAACCAGCGUUUACCCUCUUCCUCGAGAAGACGUUGGCGUCAUGGAAACGCAGUUCCUGAAGUGGUCUAUCCAGUCUCGAUACAAGUACGACUACGUGGUCGCUUGACGUAGCGGCGACAACGACGGCUCGACUGCUACAACGACUACUAGUCGUCAUUUCGUUUCGAGUGGUGUAAAUCGUAUGGAAACGAGUUAGUUUGUUAGUUGAUCA